AUGGGACGCACGAUUGUUGUCGGCCAGCGCUCGCUCGAGCGCGCGGGCCUCGCGUUCGCCGCCACGGAGCUGUGGCGCGAGGGCGACACCAUCGUGCUGGUCCAUGUCGCGGCGGUGCUGCCGCCGUCGACGGUCACGCUGCACAGCGCGCCGCAGACGACCUUCUCCGUUGACCCCCACGGCGACCUGCCCAAAGAGCUGCUGGACAAGGUCACCAGUGCUGUCCGCAGCAGGGUCGUUGCUGGAAUCGAGGCACCGGGAGCCGUGCAGCUGCCUAUCACCCUCAAGGUGGAGCUGCUGCCCAGCCAGGAGUGGGGCGCCGCGCUGGCGCGCGACGCCGCCGACGCGAUCGUGAACGCGGCGAGGGGCGCGGGCGCGUCGGUGCUGGUGCUCGCGCGGGACGAGGAGGACGGCGCCGGCGCGGCGGACGACGGCGAGGGCGGGGCGCGGCCGGAGGCUCCCUCAGGGGUCGAGGCGCUCCCAGCACCCUUGAAGGCUGCGGCGGGCGUGGUGGAGCGCGUCGUGGCAGACGUGCAGCGCGUGGGUGGAGAGCUGGGCAAGCGGCUGGUGCAGGGGGCGCCGCUUUCGGAGGAGGUGCUGAGGCGCGCCGACGGCCUCGCGGUGGUGUUGGUGCCGGCUGGCUUCGGCGGGGAGAGGGACGCGGUGGCCGCAGCAAGGAGCGGGGCGCACGGCGAGGGAGGCGCGGGCGAGGCGGUGCCAACCGGGGUUGAGGCCGGGCUGGACGACGGCAGGGCCUGA
Molecule: messenger RNA, 759 nt
Organism: Monoraphidium neglectum
Lineage: Eukaryota; Viridiplantae; Chlorophyta; Chlorophyceae; Sphaeropleales; Selenastraceae
Exons: 4
Coding region: 1-759 (252 amino acids)
Source: RefSeq, a predicted model, not a curated record